Messenger RNA from Symbiodinium natans, 657 nucleotides. The record is from the annotation of a GenBank genome assembly. NCBI's taxonomy places the organism in Eukaryota, Dinophyceae, Suessiales, Symbiodiniaceae.
AUGUGCGGUAACGAUUGGUCGCAAGCUUGCGGUGCAGAGUCGGAGGAGGCGAUUCUUGCAGUGAAUGUGGCACUCUGCCUGCCGCGGCUGCUGCGUUUCUGCUUGAUGGUGAAGCAAGGUGCUGCUUUGGAUGGCUUUGUUUUUGAGGUACGUGGUGCAUGCUACUGUAGUGAUCUUGGCAGUUUUGCGCUCACCGUGCGGCGAGUUUUGAUGGGCAUCAGCGCGGGUGAUCCUUCUGGUACAGACUGCUUCAAUGCGGGAAUUGAUCGCCGUGGCUGGUACUUUCAGUUUGCCCGAGAACCAUUCUUUGUCACAACAUUUGCGCCGUGCUAUGGCAGUUCGCAUCCGCGGUACCAAUACAACCAGCACAGUGAGUCGUGCUUCAUUCUCUUGCAGCCAGAAGAGUCUUUUCUCCGGCAUGAUCUUCCUCCAGACAAGCCACGAAGUGCAACCAACUGGGAACAGCCUGUGGAUGUGCGUGACCGCAUUAGGGCCAAUUUUCGGCGCCAUGGACGUGAGUACCGGAUUCCUGAGACGACUUCAUACCCGCCUGCAGACUUCAUUGUCGCACCCAUGGAUGCGCUUCAUGACUCUCCCGUGCAGUUCUGGGAGAGAAUAAGAGCCGUCGUUUUAUUGCAGCAGCAUCGAGCGUGGUAG